AGCAGCGGUACUGAAGCUUUCACACUUAUUGGCUCGUGCUGAGGCGGCUGUAUGUGAAACGUGUGUAAUGUUACGUAGAGCAGGCUGAGCUGAGCUCAAGCAAUGCGCCCGUAUGAGCCAAAGGACGGGAAAUUAUGCUAAAGUGGCCUCAAAACCAAGAUUGUCCGAAUGGGCACCCCUGCCAACAUUAGCAUGGGACGCAGACCUGGAGCUUUUCGACCUAGUGGAGGAAAUCCCUCAAACCUUCUAUGAGUUCCUGUCGGUUAAGCAGGAUGCAUCCUCAUCUGAGAUCAGGAAGGCAUAUAGAAAGCUCUCUCUUACAUUACACCCCGAUAAAAACAAAGAUGAAAAUGCAGAAAACCAGUUUCGAAAGUUAGUUGCCAUCUACGAAGUCCUCAAGGAUGAGGAAAGAAGACAAAGAUAUGAUGACAUCCUGGUUAAUGGGCUGCCGGACUGGAAGCAGCCUGUCUUCUACUAUCGACGUGUAAGGAAGAUGAGUAAUGGAGAGUUGGGCUUCCUCCUCUUCCUCAUUCUGACAGUGGGUCACUAUGCAGUUAUAUGGUCCAUCUACCUUGAGAAGCAGUUGGAUGAACUUCUGAGCAGGAAGAAGAGAGAGAAGAAAAAGAAGCAAAGCAGUAAGAUGACAGAUGAGAUUAAGUCCUUGGUACAGGACAAAAAUGAGAGAUCUGACAGGCCACACUGGCAUGACAUUUUGCCUCUCAAAUUAAGCUUCUGGUUGUACUAUUCAGUGAAGUCUCUCCCUCAUAUCAUACAGGAUGUGAAGCAGUAUUAUAAAGAUUAUAAGGAAAUGAAAGUAAAAGAGAAGGAGGAGGCAGAGGCAGAGGCUCUGGCAGAACAGGAAAUGCAGCAGAAAGAAAAACGGCCCAAGGUGAAGAAACCUAAAGUGGAGUUUCCAGUCUAUCAACCCAAUACAGAUGCAGCUUUUGUGCCAGUGUAUGAUCAGGGAACGUCCAUUGAAGAUAUUGAGGAUCAAAUGGAUGACUGGUUAGAAGACAAAAAACAGCAAAAGAUGAAAACUCUAGAGUGGACGGAGGAGGAUCUCAGCCAGCUCUCCCGCUGCAUGGCAAAGUUUCCUGGUGGAACGCCAGGCCGGUGGGAGAAGAUUGCUCAUGAGUUAGGCAGAUCAGUGACUGAGGUGACAACAAAGGUAAAGCAAGUCAAAGACUGUGUCACCGGUACAUCAGGGUUGGUGAAGCUUUCUGAUCUGAAGGGUGGUGCAUUGAUGGGUAAGAGUUCCAGAGCCAUCACAGUGCCAGACAGUCUGAUGACCCAGCGAGAGGAGACCUUAGAGCAGCAGCUGGAGGAUUCAGCAGAGCCUGCUGGGGCAGAGGACUCUGAGAGCAAAGCUCUAAGAAGACGGACAAAAAAGUCUAUGGUCGGGAGCGCUGGAACAGGAGCAGUGGAGGAAAGGGUGAAAGGACGCAGACAAAGAGACUUCGACCCCACAGCUGUAGAUGACAACAGUGAAGAUGAGAAGAAACCAUCAGCCUCCAAAGAAAAACCCAGUGCUGCUGAAGAUGUCUGGACACAGAACCAGCAGAAGCUCUUGGAGCUGGCCUUACAGCAAUACCCACGUGGCACCACUGAACGCUGGGACAAGAUUGCUAAGGUGGUGCCUGGAAAAACCAAGGAGGAGUGCAUGUCCCGUUAUAAACUGCUGGCAGAGCUGAUUCAGAAACGGAAGCAGGCCAAGAGCUGACUCCUGGUCUUCAGUAUUUCACCAUACCUCUCACCUGCUUGUUAUGUGCCUUAUUAAUGCAACCCUAUGUCCUUCGUGCCAUGUUCACCAGAGCCUGAAUUGUCAGCAUUUAAUUAUUGGAGAGAUCCCAACUGCACAUUUAAAUAACGUUUUAUUUUAAAAACGGUUUAAAGGGGGGGGUGAAAUGCUCAUUUUCACUCAAUAUCCUGUUAAUCUUGAGUACCUAUAGAGUAGUACUGCAUCCUUCAUAACUCCAAAAAGUAUUUAGUUUUAUUAUAUUCAUAAGAGAAAGAUAGUCUGUACCGAUUUUUCCCGGAAAAACACGAGCGCCUGGAGGCGUGACGUGUGGGCGGAGCUAAAGAAUCACGAGCGCCAGUAGGCUUUUGUGUUGAGAGCGUUUGGAAGCUGUGACAGCUGUGAAGGCUGAAACUGAACGAGAGCAGCAGCAGCAACGUCUCGCUCCGAGUGGGGCUCGAACCCGGGUCUCCGAUGGGAGGCGGACGCACUAACAAGUAGGCAGAGAUAUUUUAAGCAGUUUUACUCACCGCCUGUGGUUCCAACACACAAUUGUGACCCUUUUUCGUUGGGAUUGCAUCAUCCUUAAGAAAUAAAUGAUACGCAAAUCCGUCGUCAAACUGGGCUUUGUUUGUAAAACAAGCAUUUUAGAAAUGCAGGGAACAAACACAAACACUUGCUCCGAUCAAACUCCGUUGAUGCUCUGUAAAAAUAAACUCCAUCCACUGGUCCCUUGAUGCUGUUUUUUCUUUGGUAAUCUGUGCAGGGUUUGUCUUGCCCUGGCAACCAAAAACACACUCCUUUUGUGACAUUUCGCAACGCUCUCGCUCUGAUCAGUGAUUGUCUGUGCACAGCCUUAUGUGCACAGCCUCUCUCUGCUCUGCUAUACGGCAGCACGUGCUCUUCCGGCAAACGUUCCCUCAGGACCCAUAUAUGGAAAUUCCGCUCCAUCUAACGUCACACAGAGCCAUACUCGAAAAAAACUUUCCGAAACUUGUGACAAACCGGAAGGAGUAUUUUUGGAACAGAAAUACUCCUUCAAACCUACAACUUAAUUUUUGAAACUUUGUCCAUGUUUAGCAUGGGAAUCCAACUCUUUAACAGUGUAAAAAACUCAGUAUGCAUGAAAUAGCAUUUCACCCCCCCUUUAAGAUUGUAGACUUGUUGUUUUUUGUUUCAUCUAUGCAACCAGAUAAUCUGAGAAGCAGAAGGAACAUUUUUAAUGUUUUUUUUUUUUCUUUUUUUUUUUUUUAUUCUAAAACAUUGUUUUUCAGAAGCACAAUGUGUUGUGCUGUAAUCUGUUUUGGUCAUAUGUUAUAACAAAGUACUUGCAUAAAACAUGUAAUGUUU
This is a messenger RNA of Carassius gibelio (silver crucian carp), 3085 nucleotides long. RefSeq names its product dnaJ homolog subfamily C member 1-like. Gene Ontology annotation, cellular component: endomembrane system. Lineage: Eukaryota; Metazoa; Chordata; Actinopteri; Cypriniformes; Cyprinidae. The transcript is spliced from 13 exons. The record is from RefSeq and is a predicted model, not a curated record. Bases 113 to 1720 code for a protein of 535 amino acids.